Molecule: messenger RNA, 2512 nt
Organism: Phycodurus eques (leafy seadragon)
Lineage: Eukaryota; Metazoa; Chordata; Actinopteri; Syngnathiformes; Syngnathidae
Gene: slc25a39
Product: solute carrier family 25 member 39
Exons: 12
Coding region: 216-1331 (371 amino acids)
Biological process (GO): mitochondrial transmembrane transport
Source: RefSeq, a predicted model, not a curated record
UGUUCACUGAGCAGAAUGACAGUCCGUAAAAUAUACGGUACAGAUCUGCGAAGUUUAUGUUGACUGCUUUAAUGAACGCCCCUCGCGAAAUAGACUUUAGUAGGUCAAACACGAUGGACGAGGACAGUUGACGUUAGGGGGCUCCUCUUAAAAAACAAAAAACAAAAAAAAACAAAAAAAAUGCUUUAGUGUCAUUGUGUGAAGCUGUUUGGCGAAUGGGCGUCAGGGCUACAGUGAAAGUAACGGUGGGCACGAUGGCGGAGCGGGCCACCGGUGGCGCCUCGGCCGCCAUCUCUCCAGUGCAGCAGAUGCUGGCCUCUGGCACUGGCGCCCUCCUCACGUCCGUUUUUGUCACACCUCUGGAUGUGGUGAAGAUCAGGCUGCAGGCCCAGCAGAGCCCCCUCCAUCAAGCUUUAACUAGCAAUGCCGCUUCCUGGGCUGGUGUCACCCGCCCCUCUAAGUGGAAGUGCUUCCUGUAUUGUAACGGGUUGAUGGAUCACAUCUACGUGUGCCAGAAUAGAAGCAGCUGCACCAGCUGGUACAAGCGACAAACUCAUUUCAGCGGCACCUUGGAUGCUUUUGUAAAAAUCUACCGCCAUGAAGGGCUCAAGUCUCUGUGGAGUGGACUCCCACCCACACUCGUCAUGGCCGUUCCCGCCACCAUCAUCUACUUCACCUGCUACGACCAGCUGCGGGACUUCCUGCGCUUCAGCAUGGGUUUCCACGGCAACCACAUCCCGUUCCUGGCCGGGGGUAUCGCCAGAUUGGGUGCCGUGACAGUCAUCAGUCCUCUGGAGCUGAUUCGGACCAAGAUGCAGUCCCGCCGCCUCACGUACGGUGAGCUGCGCAUUUGCAUUGGCAGCGCCGUGGCCCAGGGGGGCCUGGUGUCACUGUGGCGCGGCUGGGGGCCCACCGUGCUGAGAGAUGUGCCCUUCUCUGCCAUUUACUGGUUCAACUACGAGGUGGUGAAAGCCCAACUGUGUCGACGAUCCCAAAUCACCCAGGCCAACGUCACCAUCAGCUUCACCGCAGGCGCUGCCUCAGGAGCGAUCGCCGCCAUCUUGACGCUGCCCUUCGACGUGGUGAAGACUCGCAGACAGAUCCAGCUGGGAGAGAUGGACACGCUAGGAACCCCGUUAAAGAAGACUGCGUCCACGUGGCGCAUCAUGAGAGACAUCUGGAGCGAGGUGGGCUAUCGGGGGCUCUUUGCAGGUUUCGUGCCCAGGGUGAUCAAAGUGGCGCCGGCCUGUGCAAUCAUGAUAAGCACCUACGAGUUCGGAAAAACCUUCUUCCAGAAAGUCAACCGUGAUCGUGAGCCUGCGGCGUUCUGACGGGACUUUGGGGAACUCCCGAGGAGCAUUUUUUUAUGUUCGCCAUUUUGUCAAAUCGGAGCAAGUUUAUGAUCAAACUGAAGUGGUGUUUUUAUUUUUUUAAUAAGUGCAAUUAAGGCUUUAGUAAACCCGUGUUCACCGACAGGCAGAGUUCUGAACCCCAUUCCACUAAUUAGCAUUACAUCUUGUGUUUCUGGACAAGUCAUUGGUUGAACUACUCUAUCGACAACAUCCGUGAUUCAUUUUAAUAACAGUCACAAGGCUCAGGCUGUGUGGCAAUGAUGAAAGACUGCAUGGGCACAGAUGCAUGAUCACUUUCCGGAAGAUGCAUGGACGCUAAUUAAUUCAUUGAGUGCUCCGCAGAAGCUGGAAAAAAAAACAUUUUGGACUCAACAUUUUGUAUGCAAGACAAGAACUUACUCCUACAUUUCAACUCAUUAUGCCGUUUAAAUGCUUGCUUCCCUUCCAUUUUCAUAUGUGGCGCAAAGCCAUAGGAUAUCAUAGGAUCCUCGCAAGAAAAUGGACUUCUGCUGUAUAUUAUAACGCAAGCGCGAGACACCCUCACAGCUUAUAAAAAAGAUUGCAAUUUUCAAACAUGCCAAGUCCUGGUGGUUGGUGUCAAAUCCUUAAAAUCUUUCAGAGGUUUGUUUAAGGAAUAUGUGACCUCUCUGUGUCAUAAAGUAUAAUUAUGUUGCUUUAAGAUGGAAUGUUUCCAUCCUUCCAUUUUCUCUGCUUAUCUUCCUUCACUUGGGUCGCGGGCGUGCCGGCGCCUAUCCCGGCUAUCUUCGGGCGAGAGGCGGGGUACGCCCUGAACUGGUCUGCAGCCAAUCACAGGGCACACAUAGACAAACAACCAUUCACAUCUACGGGCAAUUUAGAGUCUUCAAUUAACCUAACAUGCAAAAAUUGUGUUAAAAAAACAACAACAAAACAAGUUCAAACCACCGAAUUAUAGGAUGCACAGUUUGGACAUUUAAUUCAACAGUUCUUUCACGCACUAAGAGAAUAAGCCCACGUACCACACUUUGAGAACCACUGCCCUAGGAUAUUGCCUGAGCACAAAAAUGCAAUGUUUUAUUUUUCGAAUCAUGCAAUUUUAAACUCACAACAAAAUCUUAAUUCAACACAGAAUACAUUUGAAUGACAACCAUAUGUAAGCUAUCUUUGGACGAGAGGCGGGG